GCUGCGGGCGUAGAAGCGCUCGUCGAAUACUGCGAAACGGGUCGUCUCUCCCGAUGACAACCAGUCAUGCGAGAUUGUUUGCUCUUGGUGGUCGAGGCACAAGUCGGUUUCAAUGGCGAGCGGUAGACGAGACGGGCAGUGGAUGAGAGUUCGGGGUUGGGUUCUUGGGUUCUGGACGUCGUUUGUGGCUGUUGUGUGCAGUCACCGGCCGAAGAGGAAUGUCGCACGGAUGAUCAGGGAGCGUCAGUUCCUGGGAUUGGCAUGGGAGCGACACUCGUGUGCACAUGUCGACAAGGACGCGUUGAGUGGCUGGAGCUGCAGCAUCGCCAGCUUGACUUGGCGGUGGUCGUGCGGGGUCGCUGCCUCAGGAUGUUGUCAGGGUGGAGAUGGCUCAUGCUGCACGAAUGCCUCAGGCUCAAACCACGACAACAAAGCGAGAACUCGCAGAGUCUCAGCAUGAGUCUCAUGUCUUGCAUGGAGGAUUGUUUUAAUGAGUCCAUUCCGUACCGACAGAGCGAGUGACGGUACGCUCCGCUCAAACUCACUAGUCGAGCUGGUUGGUGCUUAGCUUUACGCAAGUGUACGACACGGCUGCGGCAUUGGCACCCAGGUCAUAAGGCGUAGAGCCCCUAGGGCAAGAAGAACGUGUUGGGUGAGCCUGCGACAGCAGCACAGGGCACAG
This is a messenger RNA of Microdochium trichocladiopsis, 682 nucleotides long. RefSeq lists its product as uncharacterized. NCBI's taxonomy places the organism in Eukaryota, Fungi, Ascomycota, Sordariomycetes, Xylariales, Microdochiaceae. Bases 113 to 460 code for a protein of 115 amino acids. The transcript has a single exon. The record is from RefSeq and is a predicted model, not a curated record.